This is a messenger RNA of Caenorhabditis auriculariae, 1860 nucleotides long. The record is from the annotation of a GenBank genome assembly. Lineage: Eukaryota; Metazoa; Nematoda; Chromadorea; Rhabditida; Rhabditidae.
AUGGCGAACUUAGAAGUCUAUUCAGCUUAUUUCGACGAUCGCGAAAAUUCUCUUUUUACCUCAAAUCCUUCAGUUCAAGUGAGUCGUGAAAAGGCUCUUCUUGUAUUAUCAAAACUCAUAUUUUUAAUGAAAUUCCGAUCACAGGUUUUGGUGAUGAGUGCUCACAAAAUCGAAGGAAAGAGAAUAAUAUAUUGCAACAUUUUCACGGAAAGUGGCCGAUAUGCCGUUACAAAAGGUUACGUCCGUGAAAUUUGGCAGAGAGGAUGGGAUCCCAGGCAAGUCUUGUUUUUAGCCAAUUUCCAAUUUCCAUUCAGAGAUACGUUUUAUGUUCCAAACCUGGUAACAUGUCCUGUGCCAAAGAGGAUUUCUGAGUACACCAAUCUCGUUAUUUCCCUUUCGAGAAGACGGUGUCGAAAUGAGCUCACAGCUAUGACAGUGGUGUCAAAACCACAAGUCUCCCACAAGAAAGCCGUGGCUGUCUGUCUCAAAGGCCUGGACUAUCAGGUCAGUUUUUUUGAAAGUCUUUCUAUUUCGAUGAUCAGUUCCGUUUUUCUAAAAAAUAUUUUUCCCCGGACAGCAGCGAUCUAGACGGACUUUGCACUGCGGCUUCUGGAGUGGUUCGAGGCGCAGUUUCUAUUCGGCGCAGACACAAUCGGAGUUUACACUUACUUUCUCGGGCCAUCCACUCGCAAAGUAUUGGAGCACUAUGAACGCGAAGGGAAAAUCUCUGUGGUUAGUCGUUUUUCCUCAACAAACCUUCUACUUUAUUGUGAGACCUUAUAAAAGUUUUCUCAAUUGUAGUAACCAAAUUUUUUUCUUCAAUAGUGUACAUAAACUAUAUAACGCAUUUUACAUGGCUCAAAACACCAUGACGUGUUCGCGCUUUCUCUUCACACGAUGUAGUGUUAUUUCCAUCAUUUUACGACCGUUUGCUAGAAAAGAAGACAAAAAUAGGUAAGUGAAGGCGUGGCGAUUGGGGUAUACGUAAUUUCAGAGUCACCUUGAAAAUAUUGUUCCCCACUCUGCUAAUAUAUAGUGAAAUUAAGGGAUAGAUAAUAAAAAACUAAAGUCAAACUAAUUUUUCGUUGCAAAAGAUAAACCUGUUUUCGUUAGAAAAAAAAACCUUUUAGACUUCUUUGCAACUGCCUGGCAAUGCACCUAACGAACCACGCAAAAGAAGUAAAUUUAUCUCUGAGAACCUCGGCCAAAAACGCCGGAAUGAACUUAUUCCAUAUAACGACUGCUUCUACAGGUUUCAAUUUUCGUCUUUCAUAUGGCCCCCAAUAUAGUUUUUAACUAUGGAUAGAGAAAUUCAGACAUAUUUUCACACAUCGAUACGUCCUGAUAAUUGACACCGACGAAGUUGUGGUCCCACUGAAGCACAAAAACUACGAAGCUAUGCUAGGUGCAGUAGAGUCGCGGGAUAAACGUCGGCUCUCCUCGAUCAUGACGAGCAACGUCUUUAAAUUUCCUUCAAAUACAUCCCUAUACCCGGCCAACGCCUACAUGCUGAGUAACAGACAGAGGACGCGUAAAUCCAGUGGACCGAGGAACUAUGGAAAAAGCUUCUGCAGGUGAUCGCCUUUCGAUGCUCCGCCAAUUGCAAAGUUCAGCACCGACACAGUCGCGACUGUUUUCAACCACUUUGCGCUGCACAAACUCGACUUCGACGUCGCCAAGGCGCUAUAUUUGGAUGAGAAUGUCGCGAUCAAACUGCACUACAAGACGACGUGCCCGGUCGAGCUGCAGAGCGAAUGUGCCGCGUUGCAGAGCGACACUGUUGUCGACCAUAGUCUUGAUCCCUUCGAGCAAAAACUUUCUCAACGGGUUUGGAAAAUCCAACGGUUACUUAAUUUAUGA